AUGGGCGCACCACUUCCGCCUGAGCUGUUGCAGCUGAUUUCCCACCAAUGUCCUUGUCGAGAACCGCAGAUCUUACAACUUGCCACCUACUUCAAUGGCGUGUUUCCCAGCCCUGCGAUCCUGGUCGCCCACGGCCUCGAGAACACCAGUAAAACAGAUGUGAUAGUCAGAGUGUUGGAAAGGAGAGGAUUCCUACAUACCGUCCUUCGAAGCCGAGAAUGCCUCUCUCAGAGACAUCUGAUCUCCAAGAUUUUCGCCGCCGCUCUCCAAGCCUUCGGGCUCGAUUCACGUGCAGAACAGUUCUACAAGGUGGACAGUAUCAAUGCUUUACUGGAAAACCUCCGGAAGCUAUUUUCCCAAUUGGAUGGAACCAGAUUAGUGGUGGUGCUGGAAGACAUCGACAAGCUGAAGCAGGCUGGUCCCACGUUGCUCCCUGCUCUAGCACGGUUAGGGGAUCAAAUUGCUGGAUUGUCGAUCAUAAUGACUUCCACUUCUCCUCGACCGUUGAUACUGCACAGAACUGGCGUGCCACACGUUCAAUUUCCUCCCUACACCCGACGUGAAUCAGUUUACAUAGUUACAUCCGAGGGCAUACCUCCUCUGCCUGCCAGGCCCCAGGACUCUACUAUCAAAAUCGACGACGACACCAUCUCCAGGCUCUAUGCCCAAUUCGCCCUGACGGUUUACGAUUCGCUCAUCGCAGCCACUUCUUCCACCUCGAUACACAGAUUCCGCUCGACCUGUCACAAACUCUGGCCGAGGUUUAUUUGGCCUCUGGUGUCCGGCCAGGCUCCUCCCGGCGCCGGGCGAAACAAGUCCUGGGACUUUGCGAGGUUGCUCGUGCAGAACCGUGCACUAUUCCAAUCCGAGGGAGAGAAGGCACUACAUCAAACACUAGCUACUUCAGUUCGGCAACGAGCAUCUGCAGAACACGGCACGCUGGAAUCCUUACCCUCUGAGUCUAACCAAGAAGCAGGCCGGCCAGAAUCAUCAAACACACCAUCCCGACGAAAUUUCCUACCGUCAGAAUCCCUUGACGGAGUUCGCUCUCGAGAGCUACAAUCCAAAGCAACCUCUAUCAGACCACCUCUACUGAAACAUUUUCCGACCCUGAUCCUAAUCGCCUCCUACCUCGCAAGUCAUACUCUUCCUAAACAUGAUAUCCUUCUGUUUUCUCGUCUGAGCUCCAGUUCUGCCACGAUGGUCCGGAAAAUCCGCAGACUCAGACAGACGCCCACGAAACGCAAGUCGAACACCACCCCUACAGGAACGCCGUCCAAAAACAAUUCUGAAUCAAAAUCACCCAGCAGAUCCCGUACAAAAUCGAUCUUGGCUGUCAGUGCAGGUUUGAGCGUCGCAAGGCCCUUCUCACUUGAGCGCCUCGUCGCCAUUCUUCGCGCUGUCCAUCCACAUGGCAUUUCCAACCGCCCGGGACAGGGCGUGACUGACCGUGUCUACCGAGAGCUGGGCGAACUGGAGAAAUUGCGGCUGGUGGUUCGUGCAUCUGGGUCUGGGAUUUCUGGGGGUGGAGGAACGUUUGGUGGUGCCAGCACAUCGGCAGGGGCUGCGGAUGAUCCCGGCGAGGAGAGGUGGCGAGUCAAUGUCAGCAGAGAUUGGGUGGUCGAUAUGGGUAAAGUCUGGGGCAUGGGUAUCAGCGAAUAUGAGGUGGAGAAUGAAUUGUGA
Molecule: messenger RNA, 1683 nt
Organism: Capronia coronata CBS 617.96
Lineage: Eukaryota; Fungi; Ascomycota; Eurotiomycetes; Chaetothyriales; Herpotrichiellaceae
Exons: 3
Coding region: 1-1683 (560 amino acids)
Biological process (GO): DNA replication; DNA replication initiation
Cellular component (GO): nuclear origin of replication recognition complex; nucleus
Molecular function (GO): DNA replication origin binding
Source: RefSeq, a predicted model, not a curated record